CCAGCAGAGAACCAGCCUCCUUUUGUAGACUGACAGGCGACAACUCCUUUUACGUCAAGCAUAAUGAUUAGCGUCAUUGACGUCGUAGGAGUAGCCUGUCAAUCAUCUUUGCUCUACUCUGAGGGUUUUUUAUCAGUAUGAUCUUAUUUUUUUUACCAGUGCGUUUCCGGUUAAAUAAGAGCAAACACAUUGACGGAGAUUAUGACUUUUAUUUGAACGACUGAAGGGAACAAUGAGUUUGGGCCGUCAAUUGUUUUAUUUCAUGUUUGGCAUGGCUAUUAUCUACUUUCCACAAACUCAAGGGGACUGUUCAUUGAAGCAUCAACCUUCCAGUUAUGAACUCUCUGCGACAAAUCAGGAUGGACUCAAUUUCGAGUGCUUUGGUAAAAACGAUCAAAAGGGAAAAAAAUUUGAAUGGUAUUGCUCGUUUAACGAUUCAUCAGAAAACUCAUAUGUUGGAAAAUAUGUCAGCAUACAAGAAAAGAAAACAUGUUGGUAUCAGCACAACAAAUCUGCAAAGCCGAUGACUCUCGAAGAUGGAUCGUUAUAUAAAAACAAAAACAUGACCGUUCAUGUUUUUGAUAAUAACAACUGUACAAAAGCGUCGUUUAGAGGUGUUCCGAACCAACUGAUUCGUUGUGAUCCACCAGCGAAUGUAAGCUUUCUUCGUCUUUCGAGAAGACUCAUGGUGAAUUUGACGUGGAGGCCGGAGGACGAGAGAAAUAUCAAAAAAUAUGAUCUGAGACACAGAGUGCUCAACAGUGUGUUUUGGAACGAGUCCCAGUCCACCCAAAGGAACAAGGGUUCAGUGGAGCACCUCGACCCCUCGCUCUCCUACGAGGUGGAGAUACGGUGCAGCCCAAUCAACCUCUGCCCAAAGUGCUCCUGGAGUCCCCCCUACUGCCUCCCACCAGAAUUAACCGUCCCGCCAGUGAUUCUGAACGUGGAAGACAUCGAUGUUGCAGGACAAAAUGGCCGCCGUCUUCUCCUUAUACGUUGGAAUUAUCCCUCCAGAGAGCUGGUGGAAGGCUACAGCGUGAAGGUGGAGAAGGCCUCUGGAGAGGCCAGCAAUCGUAUCCCCACCGACCAAAUGGAGUUGAGGCUGAUUGUGUCUUACUCCGCCUACCAGCUGCAGAUCACUGCCUCUAACAAGUUCAGCACAUCCCCCGCAGCCCACUGGACCGUACCCGCACGCAAAUACAGGGACGGUGCAGGCGGGAGGCUGAACGUCACGUUCCACAGUAACAUGUCCCUCACUCUGUCCUGGAGCGACUCGGAGGCUCUGAAACCAGUCUGCUACUCCGUCGAACUGAGCAGCGAUGGGCAUAAAACACAGUAUGACGUGUUUUUCAUACACAAUGCAUCCCACCAAUUGAUAAGUUUAAAGGAGCCGUUGGAGCCCUAUCAGAUGUAUGACAUCACGCUGCACACCAGGACUAACAAUAAUACCUGCAACAUGGAGCGGAUCAACAACAGUGAGAGCACCUACGGGAGCCUGCAGGCCUACUUCAGAGAGGGAACUCCUGUCAGCGCUCCGACCAACAUCUCCAGGUCCAACGUGACCCUGACCUCCAUGGUCCUUACCUGGAGGCCCGUCCCAGUGGCGGACCUCAGGGGACACCUCCUUGGGUACACCCUCCACUACAAGGAGACUGGUCCACAAAACACGAGCACACCCAGAAACACAACGGUGGAUCCCACAGUAGUCUCACAGGAGCUGGUGGGUCUUGAAAGUGGUACAGUGUACACGGUUCAAAUAGCAGCAUUCACCUCCGCAGGAGCGGGGGUGAAAAGUAGUGCAAGCUACUUUGGUACCAGUUCUCAAGGCCUCCCUUUUCUUCAUAAAGCCGUCAAGAACUCCCUGAUAACGUGUUCUGUGUUGAUAGGCAUCAUCCUGUUCGGCUCGCCACUGUUAAAAAGGGCAAAGGGGUCGUUUUGGCCAAAUGUACCAAAUCCAGGUACCAGCAGUGCAAUCCAGAGAAUGGUUAAGUCCUAUGAGCUGGAGCCCCUGAAGCUGACCAUCCUCCGGGAGGAAUGCGACACGUGUACCCUCCACCUGCCCCCCCCGGACCCGCCGCUGGGCCUUCAGUACACCGGGCUCCAGGGCAGCGGACAGCCACUCGGGACCCCCCCCAGCUGUGAGGAACCGCCGCGACGAGACGCCAGCGACGACUCGACCGGCGACACAUUACCCGACGACGAGAGAACCACGACCCCGGACGCGCUCCAGAGCGACCCGGAGAGUGCUCCCGGUAAGGGGCCCAGCGACUACACCACCAUGGAGCUGUUUCAGCAGGGCAUGCCUCCACCACCCCCAGCCUGUAGGACCGAAGGCCACGCAGGCCUUCACGGAGAGGAGAUGAACAAGACUGUACAUGGGAACGGAUCGGACUACUCCCGGCAAUCUAGCCAGGGUCCGAUGGAGAUCGGCGCUCUGUAGACUGGAUCGAUUGUUCUAGUGUUUUGAACAUGUGAAAAUGAGCCUCCCGACUCACUUCCACUUAGGGUUGUAGCGGUUAGGACGCAAUGAAGAUCUGGAGUACGCCACAAAAAUUCAGCCAGCAGCAUAAGUUAGGUGAGAAACUGAUUUAUUUUCCACGCUUAAAAAAGUGAAAUGGCAAAGCCAAACACAAUACUUUGAUAAACAAAACCAAAAAUCAACCAGAGGGUUGCUCACUUGCAAAGUUCCAUUAACAUGAGAAUCACCGAACAUGAUCCAGCCUCACAGCAAGCCUUCUCUCUAUGCCUCCACCAACCCCCUUGAAAGCAAAAAAUACCGGGCUUAAAUAAAGCCAACCAAUUAACUAAAUUGGUAGACACCAACUACCAUGGGGGUUCACCGACCCAAGUACCAUAAUACAUUUAUAUUUUAUAAUUAAAUCAUGUUCGACCACACACUUCAUUACACAUCUUAACAGUUCGAAUGUUGAUGAAGUUCACUGUUGCAAAAUGCAAAAUACCGUAAUAAUUAAACAUAACAAAUAACAUCCCCCCCCCCCCCCCCCCCCCGAUAAACAGUCCGGUUCCUGCAUCCCAAUCAGGUAAUGAUUGCAUUUCCAGGUGCUCGUGUUGCCCGGGGUUCAAAAUGUUUGGGGACCCAGGAAGUGGGUGUGGCUGUCAGUGUCUGUCUGUGUCAUGCAAAAUGUAUGGGUUAACGGCAGAGAAUGAAUUAUGGGUUAUGGGUUAGUGAUCAAUGUCUCAUGACGAGACGCGGUUGCCGGCACCGUGCGUCAUACUCAACAUAAACAUGUGUGAGUGCGGGUGUGCGUGUUGAUCAGUAUACGUGUUGCGGGUAGUGUCAUAUGUACGUGAAAAGGAGGGGCUACCUUUUCACAACCACGUACAAAUGGGUAAAGUCGUUGCUGAGAUCGAGCAUAGUAGGGUGACAAUGGGAGCACUGGGGAUUUGACCGUUUCCAUCGUUCAAAUAAACGUAGGCCAAUCAUCUGCAAAGAGCAUGACUUUCACACCAAUACAUUUGCAACCUGGCAGCCAAUGGCACAGAUAGGAGGACCACAAACUGAAAAGGCAAAAUUCGCUUAGAAAGGAGACUGAAUGUCUGGAAGGAUUGAGCGUGUGGGUAUAAUACCUUAAGACCCUAAAAAUAAAGCAGACACUUCAAUAAUGGUAGAAGUGGUACCAGCAUACAGAAGAGCUUGAGCACAUUUGUUUCCUUAAGAUAUCAGCCAGGGGAUGUGGCGAGGAGACGCUGUGAUGUACAGCAGAUCAUCUGAAUGAAAAAGCCUGUGGGUUUUCUAUUUUUAUUGGGGGGGGGGGGGGGGACAUUUGAACAAGACACGACCAGGGAGGAUCAACAGCAUACAUCCAAGCUUUUCAUAAACAUAAAAAACCACCCCGCUUGAAUCAGGAAGUGUAAUUCUUCAUUUUAGGAAUUAGCCAAGAUUGUUUUUAAAUACUUGAAUACAACAUUAUAAAAAAAUACAAUUUGUAUUAUGUUCAUUUGUUUUGUCUUUCAGAUAUCUUACACCAAACAUUUGUCUGUUUGGCAAACCUCUGGUAUGUUACCAACGUUUAGAUGUUUCAUUCCUUAAAUUGUUUCGCAAACCUAUACUUUUAACCGACAUCAAGCUUUGAAGUUUGUUGUUAGACAAUAGCAGAUACCUUUCACUGUUGAAUUUCUCAACACUGGAUUUAUUCACACAAAUAAUCCGCACUAGCACAAACAUUUGAACCUGCAAAAAACACACCAAAAUAUUCACCAUCAGCUAUACUUUUUAUGUCGAAGACAAUUUUACUCACAAAUGUAUUGUAACUUCAACACCUAAUUAACAAAUCUUAGUUUGCCAAAAUAAAUUGAGGUUGGACUUUUAGGGAAUUAUUCAGUGUUUUGUACAAUCUUAGUCUAGGCACUUUUCAGUUGUCUGUGCCUUGCAAUACGUUUUUUCAAAUUUUACUUCAGCCAAUGUUUGACCCAAUGCCCAUAGCACUGGUUUUAAUGUACAAUGUGCCAAGAGAUAUUUUAAUGCCGCCUAUGUCAACCAAUUUACGUGUGGAAAAUUAUAGAAAUGUGUACAUAAAAUUUUGUUUCACACUUUUACCUCCUGCGAUGCACAUUUCCAAAAUACGAAUAUAGCACCAAAGUAAACAGCAACAAAAUAGGAAAAGUCAAAUAUAUAUGUAAUAUAUGUUUUACUAGGGAGUGAAAAAUACAUUUGACCACAUAUAUAACAACAUACAUAAGAAUGUUCUUUAUCGGAUGUUGUGGAGCUUUAAGAAACAAACCAAAUUGGCAAAAUAAGUCAUACAUUUCUUCUGAUUGCUUGUAAUUACAGUAAUAUAUAUCAACCCGUUUGUUGCAUCACAAAAAGGUGAGCGACACAAAAAUAAAGGGCAUACUGUACAGAUCCUGUGGCUGUGAUAGACUGCACGAGGCAUGUGAUGAAUGUAUCCUUCAAACAACAGACAGGGCUAUUUCCCCCGGGCACCAUAAAAAGCAUCUGUGUCCUCCUGAUGUUGUACCUCAUACAUUAUUAAACCCGGCCCAUACAUAAACACUACCUAUUCACUGUACACAAAAUGGUCAGAAUAAUACAAUCCAAGUAAUAAUAAAAAAAAAGGACCUAUUUAUUUCCCAUGAGACAUCGGAAGCAAAAUGAGAUGCGUUGCCAAGAUAGUUCAUU
Gadus macrocephalus (Pacific cod) is the source of this 5140-nucleotide messenger RNA. Its product is annotated as protein sidekick-1. Bases 233 to 2440 code for a protein of 735 amino acids. NCBI's taxonomy places the organism in Eukaryota, Metazoa, Chordata, Actinopteri, Gadiformes, Gadidae. Gene Ontology annotation, molecular function: cytokine binding; cytokine receptor activity. The transcript is spliced from 16 exons. Gene Ontology annotation, cellular component: signaling receptor complex; external side of plasma membrane. The record is from RefSeq and is a predicted model, not a curated record. Gene Ontology annotation, biological process: cytokine-mediated signaling pathway.